AUGCCUACUCUUGAGGAUCUGUCGUCGGCCUCCACCAUGAAGAAGUUCCCUCAUGUGCUGGAUGACCCCAUCACCCUACCCCGGUCGCUAGACCCAUUCACCAUCACUACCUCCACGGGCUUUAUGCCUCUUGUUCUUCCUCCUGUCACUCUUCCUGAGGUCUUCGCACCUCUGACUUCCAUCCUGGACCGUACCCCUGUUGAAAAGGAAGAUGGUACGCCAGGUCUCCUGGCUACCUUCGAGCUCGGCCCAGUGGUAGAGAAGGAGCUUCCUGACCUCACCGACGAGAUCGACAAGCUCCUCACUGCCGAUGGUAAACCUGAUUUGUUUACCAUCACGGCUGUCUUCAGAGACUAUUCCUUUCUGGCCUCUUCCUAUCUCCUUGAGCCCUGUUGGGAACAAUGGAAAACAAACCCCGACAGUGGAUAUGGUUUAGGAAGAGAUCGCCUUCCACACUCCGUUGCUGGCCCCAUGUAUCGAUGUGCUGAACUCCUGGAUAUUCCUCCCUUCCUAUCCUAUGCCGCUGCAUACUCUCUCUUCAACUAUAAGCUCGCGGAUCCAUCCAAGGGCCAUGAGUACUCUAACCUGCGGCUUGUACGAGCGUUUGAACGUGGCCUUAACCCAAACAGUUCCGAAGCUGGCUUUAUCCUGACUCACAUUCACAUGGUCAAGGAAACCCAUGCUUUGAUCAGUGGUGUUGUUCGUAUCCUCAAUACCCUUGAUACCGUCAAGGACCGUAAAGAAAUCAAUGAUGCCUAUCGGCAAAUUCUCACUGCCAUGGACAAAAUUGAAGAAUGCAUGGAAGAUAUGUGGAAGAAUUCUAAGCCUCAGGAGUAUCUUUGUUUCCGUGUGUUCAUCUUCGGCAUCACAUCUCAGUCUAUGUUUCCCAAUGGUGUUGUGUAUGAGGGGAUCCAUGACAAUAAGCCUUUAUAUUUCCGUGGUGAAAGUGGCGCCAACGAUAGCAUCGUUAGUUCUCCCAUUGAAAUAAGAUUUGCAAUUACCCUAACGAUCGCACAGAUUCCCCUUCUAGAUCAUCUUCUCGAGAUCCCGAUGCCAGAUACUCCUUUAACAAAAAUCCUUCACGAAUUCAGGGCUUAUCGUCCACUUCCGCAUCGUGAAUUCCUGGCACAUGUGCGCGUUCGAUCUGCUGAAAUAGGAGUUCAAAAAUACUCUGUUCAGGAUCCAGAAACCGUCUUCCUGUAUCUUAAAGCCCUUGAUCACGUACGAAGCUUUAGGUGGAGGCACUGGUUGUUUGCAAGAGAGUAUAUCAUUAAGAGAACACCCCACCCAACUGCAACUGGAGGAAGUCCCAUUGUUACAUGGCUGCCGAACCAACUGGCUGCUGUCAUGGAUCUGAUGAUCUCUACUUACGAUGAAUAUGUUACCCCUGUCAUCAAGAAUGGGACUGCAGCAAAUGGCGGCGCUCCAUCUGAAAGUAAAACGGGUGCAACUGCCGAAGGUUUGGAACUCGGCUCUUCGCAACAUUAUAGGAAACAGGUUGAGGAAAUGAUGGAGACCGUGCGUGAUCAGAGAGUCAAAUUGGCCAAGGAAGUUGAGAGGUGGUGCGCCGAGCGGGGUGUGCCCACACAACCUAAGUAA
Molecule: messenger RNA, 1599 nt
Organism: Ophidiomyces ophidiicola
Lineage: Eukaryota; Fungi; Ascomycota; Eurotiomycetes; Onygenales; Onygenaceae
Exons: 4
Coding region: 1-1599 (532 amino acids)
Molecular function (GO): metal ion binding; heme binding
Source: RefSeq, a predicted model, not a curated record